AUGGCGUCCUCCGUCGCCCAGAAACGUCUUUUCCAUGAAUACAAGAACCUCUCUACAAACCCACCGGAGGGCAUCACUGCUGGCCCAGUUUCAGAGGAUGACAUGUUCUAUUGGGAAGCCCUGAUCGAGGGCCCCGGAGACACUCCCUUUGAGGGUGGUGUAUUUGCCGCCGAGCUCAAGUUCCCCAAAGAUUAUCCGCUGAGCCCGCCGACCAUGAAAUUCGUCGGAGGUGGAGUGUGGCACCCGAACGUAUACCCCAACGGAACUGUCUGCAUCUCGAUCCUGCACCCGCCUGGUGACGACCCGAACCACUAUGAGCACGCCUCGGAGCGCUGGUCGCCCAUCCAAAGCGUGGAGAAGAUCCUCAUCUCGGUCAUGAGCAUGCUCGCCGAGCCGAACGAUGAGAGUCCUGCCAAUGUUGAGGCAGCCAAGAUGUGGCGCGAGCGACGAUCCGAAUACGAGCAGAAGGUGCGGGAUGAAGUCCGCAAGGGACUGGGACUCUAA
Molecule: messenger RNA, 504 nt
Organism: Penicillium canariense
Lineage: Eukaryota; Fungi; Ascomycota; Eurotiomycetes; Eurotiales; Aspergillaceae
Product: E2 ubiquitin-conjugating protein UBC7
Exons: 2
Coding region: 1-504 (167 amino acids)
Cellular component (GO): cytosol; endoplasmic reticulum
Source: RefSeq, a predicted model, not a curated record